GUCGAGGACUCCACCAAGCCCAACGUGGCAACUGAUUUGCCUGAAGGCUCCCCUCAGCUCCCCUCAGCUCCCCUCAUUCAUUUUUCUGCAGCACUGUUCCACCAUUGUUGAGAAACUGUGAAGCCGGGAAAUAUCGUUACGAUCGCUAAACCCUUUACAUCUUCAUACUAUCAAGAGGUCCAGGGUCUUUUCCGGCUUCUUCAAAUCUUCUCACAGCUGCUAAAGAGAUGCCUCCAAAAGCUGCCAAAUCCAAAGAAGCUCCGGCUGAACGACCUAUUCUCGGCCGCUUCUCGUCUCACCUCAAGAUUGGAAUCGUUGGAUUACCAAAUGUGGGCAAGUCCACUUUAUUUAACACACUUACUAAGAUGUCGAUCCCAGCUGAGAACUUCCCGUUUUGCACUAUAGAGCCCAAUGAGGCGAGAGUGAAUAUCCCAGACGAGAGAUUUGAAUGGCUGUGUCAACUGCACAAGCCAAAGAGUGAGGUGUCAGCCUUCCUAGAAAUUCAUGAUAUUGCUGGACUUGUUCGAGGUGCUCAUGAAGGACAGGGGCUGGGAAACAGUUUUUUAUCUCACAUCCGUGCAGUUGAUGGCAUUUUCCACGUUUUAAGAGCCUUUGAAGAUCCAGAUAUUAUACAUGUUGAUGAUACGAUAGAUCCCGUGAGAGAUUUAGAGAUCAUUAGUCAGGAAUUGAGGCUUAAGGAUGCUGAGUUCUUGGAAAAGAGGAUCGAGGAUGUUGAAAAGAGCAUGAAGAGGAGUAAUGACAAACAAUUGAAAAUAGAGCAUGAACUGUGUCUAAAGGUCAAAGCAUUUGUUGAUGAGGGUAAAGAUGUUCGUCUGGGGGACUGGAAAGCUGCUGAGAUUGAGAUAUUGAAUACCUUUCAGUUGCUUACUGCCAAACCAGUUGUUUAUUUGGCUAACAUGAACGAGAAAGAUUAUCAAAGAAAAAAGAACAAGUUCCUUGCUAAGAUUCAUGCUUGGGUGCAAGAGCAUGGUGGUGGAGCCAUUCAUCCAUUCAGUGCUUCUUUCGAAAGGAAUCUUGCUGAUAUGCCACCCGAUGAAGCUGCAAAGUACUGUGAGGAGAACAAGCUACAAAGUGCCCUCCCAAAAAUCAUAAAGACGGGAUUUUCUGCAAUUAAUCUCAUCUAUUUCUUCACAGCUGGACCAGAUGAGGUUAAAUGCUGGCAAAUUCGGCGCCAGUCAAAGGCUCCACAAGCUGCUGGAGCUAUUCAUACUGAUUUUGAGAGAGGAUUCAUCUGUGCUGAGGUGAUGAAAUUUGAAGAUCUAAAGGAGCUUGGCUCUGAGUCUGCUGUUAAGGCUGCUGGGAAGUAUAGACAGGAAGGAAAGACGUAUGUGGUCCAAGACGGAGAUAUAAUAUUCUUCAAGUUCAAUGUCUCCGGGGGUGGCAAGAAAUGAGGGAGUUAUAUUUGCCUGCCAUCGAGGCCAAACUCAAUGAUUGAGUAGUAUUUUAUUAUAUUGACAGAAGGCCUUUAGGAGGUAUAUGGCUGUCUCUGUGCUUACCUUCCUACAAGCUAAGUAGUCAAUACGUACUACUGUACUAGUAAGAUUUUUGGCUGUGUUCAAAAUGUUAUGUUAAUUGCCACUUCAUAAUUUUGUAUGCCUUACAACUCCCCCCACCCCUCUUUCAUCUUUAUUUGAAAUGAAAGAAUGGUCCGUUUGCUCUUCUGUUUUGUUCAUCUUUUGAGAGGCUAGGGUCAGCCCUCUCUUAACACACUUUUUAAUUAAUGAAUACUCC
This is a messenger RNA of Cuscuta europaea, 1752 nucleotides long. Lineage: Eukaryota; Viridiplantae; Streptophyta; Magnoliopsida; Solanales; Convolvulaceae. The record is from the annotation of a GenBank genome assembly.